Meloidogyne enterolobii is the source of this 1857-nucleotide messenger RNA. The record is from the annotation of a GenBank genome assembly. NCBI's taxonomy places the organism in Eukaryota, Metazoa, Nematoda, Chromadorea, Rhabditida, Meloidogynidae.
AUGGGAUACUAUAAAAUGGCUCUCCAAGUUUGGGAGAGAGAGAUUAUACGAAAGACCUUCCGAAAAAUUACUACGGCUGCACUUUGUUACGUCGAUCGUGCACUUGCGGUCGGUACUCACGAAACCGGAGACUAUGACAUCGAGUUUGAAACGUACAAUGGUGUUGUCGAGGUCUUCAAAACACUUUCUACCGUCUGUCGUUAUCCACUUUACCGGGAAUUGUUUCUAAAACCGCUACUCCAUCAAACUUACCGGUACUACGUUGAUUGGUCAUCUAACUUCUUGAAAGACGGCGAGUUCUCGGAUUACUUGGAACAGGUGAAACUUCAUUUUCUUGAGGAGGAGAGUUUCUGCGGCGAGAAAGAUCCUUGUUUUGAUCUCUGCACCCUGGUACCGCUUUGUAUGGUCUGCGCUGAUGCUCUUGUCAUGAGACAUAUUGAUCGAUUCUAUUCCGAGUUUGUGACACUCCUCAAUGAUCUGCAAAUAGAGAAAUUGCUGAUUAUUUAUGACUUAUGCAAUCGUAUUCCAUCAACCGUUGAUAAGUUGAAAGAACUGCUAGGAAAGUACUUUGGACGUGUUGGACUUAAAACUAUCAAUCAAAUUGCUGAUAAGGCCGAAAAAAGUCCUAAGCUAUUUGUUGGUACAAUAGUCCAGCUUCACGAUAACUUUAGCAAAUUAGUAAAGGACUCCUUUCGGACAAAUAACGAAUUUAUGACAACAAUGGAGGUAUCAUUCACUGAAUUUGUUGCCGAGAAUAACAUAACAAAUGGAGGAAAAACGGAGGCAAAAUCCUCUCGUUUGAUUGCCAGCUACUAUGAUCAACUAUUAAGGAAAGGUAUUGCAGCAGAGGAAAGGUUGUCUGGACUGGAAAAAGCUAUGAUUGCCUUUAAAUAUAUCCGAGACAAGGACACGUUCAAUGACCAUUAUCAAAAACUUCUCUGCAAACGUCUAAUAUACCAUCUAAGCGUUGGCAUCGAAACAGAAAAGGAAAUAGUGUCUAAAUUACGGGAGAAAUUCCAAUGUCCAAGAGUCUUUGAAUCAAUGCUCAACGAAACACUCAAGAGCGAGAUCGAGAUGAAAGACUUCAGAAAAGAGGACAACAACUCUCUUCCAGUUCUAGACUUCUCUAUUAUCUUGCUUACCGAAAAAGUUUGGCCUUUUCCCAGCACUUCUAAUUUUUCCUUGCCUACUCAACUUAACGAUUAUGUCAAUGCCUUCAGUGUCUUCUACAAAAAGAAAUAUAAAGAUAAGCGCAAACUCAGUUGGAUUUACCAAGUCUCGCGUGGAGAAUUAUCUUCGUUAGAUGGAACAUUCGACAAGAAAUAUGUUUUUUUGUGUACAACACAGCAAAUUGCCAUUCUGAUGCUUUAUAACAAAUACGACUCUUGUAAACUUGACAAAAUUGCCGCUGAAAUUAAACUACCAAAUAACCAAAUAAUGUCACUGCUGCAAGUCUUAUGCAAAACUAAUUUGUUGAUCGAAAAGGAUUCGGGCAAAUUUUGCCUUGAUAAUGAGUUUAAAAGUGAAAAUACAAUAAUAGACUUGAUUCGUGCAGUGGCUACUACUAACACAGGAACUCAAAGAAAGGGAGGAGAAGUGCAAAAACUCAAAAGGGACGUAUUUCGGGAGUCUGUCCUCGAAACGGUUAUUGUUCGGAUAAUGAAGGCCCGUAAGAAACUCAAACACGGCGAUUUAGUUUCUGAAGUUACGAGCCAGUUAAAUAGUCGAUUUGCUGUGAAAGCUCGGAUGAUCAAGAGUUCAAUUGAACAACUUAUCAAGGAGGAUUAUUUGAAGCGUAGCGACAAUGAUAAUAACCUCUAUGAGUAUGUCGAAGCAGUACCGGAAGACGAAGAAUAA